AUGAAUAAAGAUUUCUCCUUCGACAUUCUUGGGUUUGUGUCUUCUGUGACUUCAACGUUAUAUGUGGAGAUUGGUUCUCUGUUCCUUUUUCUUCUCCAACUCCAUUGCUUUAUGCAGUUUGAAGAAGGAUGUAUCCACUAUUGCGAAAGUGAAUCUGAAAUCGAAAUCUUGGAAGCGUCUCCCAGGGAAAACCCACUGCCGGAGAAACCCAUCUCACCCCAACCACGGAAGACAUGGCUGACAGUUUUGAAGGAAGAGUUGCAGUUCCUGGGGGUGACACAAAUUCUGAUUGGCUUGAUAUGCCUUUGUUUAGGCAUAAUUGUCUGUGCUGUACUUGAUAUUUCGGAUUUUGAAAAAAGAAUAUUUGCAUCAUUUAGAGCAGGCUAUCCAUUCUGGGGAGCCAUAUUGUUUGCUAUUUCUGGAUUGUUGUCAAUCAUAUCCGAAGAGAAAAAGGCAGUGAAUCUGGCGAGAGGCAGCCUGGGAGCAAACGCCGUGAGCAGCAUUGCUGCAGGAAUCGGAAUUGUCAUUCUGAUCCUCAACCUAAGCUACAGCUCAGCUUACGUCAGCCAAUGCAAAGGCCUUCAUGAGGACGACACCUGCUUUGUGGCUUCUUUUACCAUUGAAAUUGUGACAAUGAUGCUGUUUCUUACCAUCCUGGGGUUUUGUAGUGCUGUGUUCCUCACCAUCUAUGGGAUUGGGGAAGAAGUCAGUGGAAAUAAGGUUCCAGAUGAUCGUCUUUAUGAAGAAUUAAACAUUUAUUCACCGAUUUACAGUGAGUUGGAAGAGAAAGGGGAAACAUCUUCUCCAAUUGACUCCUAA
Dipodomys ordii (Ord's kangaroo rat) is the source of this 819-nucleotide messenger RNA. RefSeq names its product membrane-spanning 4-domains, subfamily A, member 2 (gene Ms4a2). Lineage: Eukaryota; Metazoa; Chordata; Mammalia; Rodentia; Heteromyidae. Gene Ontology annotation, cellular component: Fc-epsilon receptor I complex; external side of plasma membrane; plasma membrane. The record is from RefSeq and is a predicted model, not a curated record. The transcript is spliced from 8 exons. The coding region runs from base 1 to 819 and encodes 272 amino acids. Gene Ontology annotation, biological process: cell surface receptor signaling pathway.